This is a messenger RNA of Schizophyllum commune H4-8, 1113 nucleotides long. RefSeq lists its product as uncharacterized. The transcript has 3 exons. Lineage: Eukaryota; Fungi; Basidiomycota; Agaricomycetes; Agaricales; Schizophyllaceae. The coding region runs from base 29 to 865 and encodes 278 amino acids. The record is from RefSeq and is a predicted model, not a curated record.
UGACCUUGUGUAGACGCUCAACAGAUCCAUGGCUCUACAGCACUCCUUCGACGAAGUGGCACUGCCCACUUACACAGACGCUGAACUCGAGCACUAUAUCAGCGAGUGCGCCUCCAUCAGGACGACGCGCGAAGAAGCGGUCCGCAGGCUUUCGCCUCAUCUGGUCGCUAAACCGGUCCAUUGGCCUGAGGAUCCUCAAGACGAAGUUCUUGCGCUCGAACGCGCCCGCGCCAUCGGCAUCAACGUUCCUGCUGUGCGUCGCGUCGUACCCUGCAGCGAUGAUGGCCAUUUUAUCAUCAUGGAUUAUAUCGACGGCCCGACGAUAGAGCAGCUGCUUGCCAUGGCCACUGUUACCGCGCCUAUCACAGGCGGCCUUCACUCUGGUCGGACACACUCAGAGUGGCUCGACGCCUUGUACGGCCCUGUGAAGCGCGCGUCACCGGCCAUGUUCACAAACCACCUCAAUUGGUGGCUCACGGACUGCCGCCCCUCUGUUUGCGAACCGCGACCGGACUUGACGUUGCAACCCGCCCCUCAACAUAUACUCGUACACCAAGAUUUCGUACCUCGGAAUAUGAUAGUCGACCGGCAGGGCACUCUUUGGAUCAUCGACUGGGCCCAUGCUGGCUUCUACCCAGCUUUCAUGGAAUAUGUCUCGAUGGAUGCGACCAGUGGACUUGCAAUGGGCUGGCUCAGUGCGCGAACGUUGGCCGCAUGGUGGGGUAGGACUAGAUGGGCCUUGCUCCGUUUCAUCGCCUGUGGAUUUAGCUGGCGUUAUAGCAAGCAGCUUGCGGCGUUGAGAGUCGUGCGACAGCGGUCAUUGCGCUUUCGACUAGCCAAAGGGCCGUACUCAGGAUCCGAAUGACAAUGAUGCAGUAUGUGGACUCCUCGACUGCUAAAGCGCCUAAGAAACCACCAACAUUGCUUACCCAUCUGCGACAGCAUCAUAUGUCAGAAGCCGGGCUGUUCCCCUCUCCAACACGGGCAUCGAAGGAGCAGGGCGGGCGAUGCAGGAAUGGGGAGAACGGACAUCACCACUAGAGAUCAUGAGAUGAGUACAGGAUAGAUGUUAGAUGCAACCUAAGAGAUACCAAUGAUUUGUUUCAUCUCGCG